GGCGCGGGGCGGCCGCCGGCGCAGCAUGGCCAAGCACCACCGCACGCCGGCGCGCAGCGCCGAGCCCGUCAUCGAGGUCAAGAGCAAGUUUGAUGCUGAGUUUCGCCGCUUUGCCGUGAAACGCUCCAGCGUGGGCAGCUUCCAGGACUUCUACCGCCUGCUGCAGACCGUGCACCAGAUCCCCCGCGUGGACGUGCUGCUGGGCUACACGGACGUCCACGGUGACUUGCUGCCCAUCAACAACGAUGACAACUACCAUAAGGCCCUGUCCUCUGCCAACCCCCUCCUCAGGGUCAUCAUCCAGAAGAAGGCAGAGUCGGACGCCAGCGUCUUUGCCUCCAACUCCUUGCAGCGGAAGAAGAAGGGGCUGCUGCGCCCCGCGCACUACCGGGCCAAGCCUCACCUUCUCAUCGGCAUGCCCCAGGACUUUCGGCAGAUCUCGUCCAUCAUCGACGUGGACAUCCUGCCCGAGACGCACCGCCGUGUCCGGCUCCACAAGCACGGCUCCGACAAGCCACUGGGCUUCUACAUCCGCGACGGCGUCAGCGUGCGUGUGGCCCCGCAGGGUGUCGAGAAGGUACCUGGCAUCUUCAUCUCCCGCCUGGUGAAGGGUGGCUUGGCGGAGAGCACGGGGCUGCUGGCUGUGAGCGAUGAGAUCCUGGAGGUCAACGGCAUCGACGUGGCCGGCAAGUCCUUGGACCAGGUGACGGACAUGAUGGUGGCCAACAGCCACAACCUCAUCAUCACUGUCAAACCGGCCAACCAGCGCAACAACGUCAUCCGCAGCAGCAAGGCCUCGGGCAGCUCGGGCAUGUCCACGGACAGCACCCCCAGCCAGCAGACCCCCAGCCCGGCCUCGCAGUACUUGAGCAACUACAGCACUGCCGAGAGCGACGAGGAGGGCGACCUCGUUAUCGAGAGCGACAGCGCGCCCCACUACAUCCCCAGCGGCUGCCCCAACGGGGACCCCGCCGACAGACCCCUCCAGCAGAGCCUGUCCCUGCACAGCUCGCGGGGCUCCCUGCAGUCGCUCGGCAGCCAUGACGGCAGCCCUGGCCGGGGCAGCGGGCAGGAGGAUGGCACCCUCCUCACCCUAUAGCCAUGGGGCCCCUCUCCCCCGAGACCUUUUGCAGCAGUGGUAUGGGCCAGGCCCCACGGCCGGCCAGAUUUCCUCACCGCCAGACUGUUUGUGGGCACUGGGGCAAUGCGAGGGGCCCGCUGGGGAGGGUGCAAAGCAGGGACUGCCUGCCCCACUUGCCUUCUGCCAGCGCCCAUGCCCAUGGGGAACCCCACUGUGGUUCCUGCUCACGCCGUGCACUGCCCACCCAAACCCCCAGGCCUCCCUCUCCUCUCUCUUCCAAACAAGUAUUUUUUUUUAUUGUUUUAUCAAAAUAUGCAUCAUUAAUUAAUAUAUUGCAAUGGACAGUAAAACCUUUUUUAGAAAGCUC
Molecule: messenger RNA, 1448 nt
Organism: Rhea pennata
Lineage: Eukaryota; Metazoa; Chordata; Aves; Rheiformes; Rheidae
Product: partitioning defective 6 homolog alpha-like
Exons: 3
Coding region: 26-1099 (357 amino acids)
Biological process (GO): establishment or maintenance of cell polarity; regulation of cellular localization; centrosome cycle
Cellular component (GO): nucleus; apical plasma membrane; cell cortex
Molecular function (GO): protein binding
Source: RefSeq, a predicted model, not a curated record